Messenger RNA from Diaporthe amygdali, 669 nucleotides. RefSeq lists its product as uncharacterized. Bases 1 to 669 code for a protein of 222 amino acids. Lineage: Eukaryota; Fungi; Ascomycota; Sordariomycetes; Diaporthales; Diaporthaceae. Gene Ontology annotation, biological process: protein modification by small protein conjugation; macroautophagy; protein lipidation. The record is from RefSeq and is a predicted model, not a curated record. The transcript has 4 exons. Gene Ontology annotation, molecular function: Atg12 transferase activity. Gene Ontology annotation, cellular component: intracellular anatomical structure.
AUGGCGGCGGUGCAAAAUACAGGAGCCGACUUCACGAAUUAUCCACACCUUGACGCCAACGAGUUCGCAGAGGUCUGCCACCACCUCGAUCGGCGCUAUCUCCAAGCAACUCUUGGUCCUGUGAGGCGCAGGUGGAAGUUCAGGGUCUGCAGGGCGCUCGACGUAUUGCCCUCUACGUCUGCCGAAUACACGACUUAUGUCCAGAUCGUCCGGCCACUAGAUGGCGAGCUCGAUGAUGGAGACUUAUCAUCAUGUUUAGACAGCUUUUCGUUCGGUGAUGAAGACAAGGACAUGACAAGCACAGAGGAUCAUGAGAUGGCGGAGGCAGAGCAGGCGGAUUCAGCAGCUAUCCAUCAGGUGCAAAGGCCAUCAUAUUUCGGUCUGCAUGGACUGCCAGCAGACGAGGCGGCCUUCAACAUCGACACUGUCUUCCGCCGUCUGGUGCCAGACCAGUACAAACACGGACUUCGGAAGCUGGGCGGAAUCGGUGGCAUAUCAGCGGAUCAUCACCCUCUCACGGGUGUCCCCAGCUUCUUCGUCCAUCCAUGUCUCCUCGGCGAUCAGCUGUCGGACUUCGACUGCUCUAAGGAGAACUACCUCAUGGUGUGGCUAGGCCUUGUCGGGGGCUGUGUUGGACUUUGGGUACCGAAAGAAAUGGCUUUGGAGUAA